Messenger RNA from Ylistrum balloti, 1170 nucleotides. Its product is annotated as chitin deacetylase 1-like. Gene Ontology annotation, biological process: carbohydrate metabolic process. The coding region runs from base 1 to 1170 and encodes 389 amino acids. NCBI's taxonomy places the organism in Eukaryota, Metazoa, Mollusca, Bivalvia, Pectinida, Pectinidae. The transcript has 2 exons. Gene Ontology annotation, molecular function: hydrolase activity, acting on carbon-nitrogen (but not peptide) bonds. The record is from RefSeq and is a predicted model, not a curated record.
AUGUUAUGUAGAGAACAAAAACCGUGGUACUUCAUCCCCGCAGUUAUUGGAUCUGAUAAUGUAACAGCGAUGGAACGGAAGAUUUUAUGUCUACUUCUCGUGCUGCCUACUGUGGUGUCGUAUUGUCAUCAAGGUGUAAACUGUCACCUUCCCAACUGUUUCUGCCAAACCUACUUCCAUCCUUUAGACCGACAUAUCAUUCCUCAGAUGGUGUAUUUUGGAUUCGAUGAUGGCGUCCGAGAACACGCCCUUCCCUCCCUAGACCAACUAUUUGGAGAACCCCGAAAGAAUCCGAAUGGAUGUCCUUUAAGCGUGACAUUCUAUGUUUCUGGAGAUAAUACAAAUUAUGGUAUUCUGAAAGAUUUCUAUAACCGAGGCUACGAACUUGCCGCGCACAGUGUAACCCAUGGACACAUCACUAACGCUCGGCGACUCAAAGAAGAGGCAGAGAAUCAAAGAAACAACAUCGUUACUAAGGUACCUGGUGUCACAAAGGCUGCAGUGACAGGAUGGAGAAGUCCUUACUUACUGACAGCUGGGGAUGCCCAGGUAGAUGUACUAAAAGACCUUGGAUACACUUAUGAUAUCUCACUAACGUAUACAAAGAAAAAACUCGACAACCUAAACCCCUGGCCACUUACACUGGACUACGGUUGGCCUUUCAAGUGUUUAAUUCCGCCUUGUGUGAACCACAGACAUCCCGGAUUCUGGGAGGUACCUGUGAAUGCAAUGAGGGACUACAGUGAUGAAGACAACUGUGCGUAUUUUGACACAUGUAAAAAUGAAACGGAAACUGUCCAGGAAACGCAUGAGUACAUCAUGAAUAACUUUUUGAGUCAUUACAAUGGUAACAAGGCACCAUUUGGAAUCCACAUGCACGUAGGCUGGUUCAAACGUUCGGAAAACCUAAAAGCUAUGGACAGGGCAAUUGACGACAUGCUAUCCCACAAGGGCGUGUAUAUAAUUAACGUUAAACAGGUCAUCGAGUGGAUGAAGAACCCAAAGAAUUUAACUGAGUUGGAUGAUUUCCAUCCCUGGACAUGCUUCAAGGACCGAGAAAAAUCUAACACGAUGACGUCAUCAGAAAUACUCUUACUGUUAUUUGUUGUCGCGGCGUUGGUACUUUACAUUUAUAUCAUGGUAAAAUGGUUAAAGUUUCGAAAGAAAUGA